ACAUUGCUCCCUUACCAACAGAAAAACUGCAUCUCUGUCUGUAUCUGCUGCUGGUCAAAUAUGUUUUAUUAUCUUAUCUGAGUCAUUUAUUCUUUCGUCCAUCAGUAACUACAUUUCUGAGCAGAGGAAGAAAAAGAGGAAAAUAUUUUUGUACUAAACUGAACUCUCGAGGAAACCAGACUAACACUGUUGGUGAAGAUGAGAUCAGCUGGAGUUUCUGUUUUCUUGGUGUUUCUUUUGUUGGAUUUGUCAGAUAACGUUUCAAAAUCAAAGAAUCGGAUUAAACCACAAACAACAACCCCGACCCCUCUGGUUACCAGUCCUGCCCCCCCACAACCCCUGAAGCCCCCCCACAACCCCUGAAGCCCCCCCACAACCCCUGAAGCACCUCAGGAAGACGUGUUUCUGGGUCCAAAUAAGUGUCUAGAAGAGAAGUUAACUCGUGCAUCAUGUCACCUGGUGUUUUGUCCUCCAUGGGAGCGCUGCAUCGAAGGACAUUGCUCCUGUAAACCACCAUACCUGUGUCCCGCUGAGGACGUGAAACCGGUUUGUGGGCUGGACAAUAGAAACUACCGCUCCUACUGCCAGGUAAGGGCUCUGUCAUGUCGGACCAAGAGGCCCACCAUGUCCCACUUUGGGGAGAAAUGUGGAGCGAGUCAUCAAAAGUUCACAAGUGUAAUAGACCGGUACACAGGAGUGGUCAAGGUCUUCAUUCCUGACUCUCUGAGACCUGAUGGUGGGGAGGAGUUACUGGUAUGCCAGAAGAUCUGGAACAUUGCGGCUGCUAACGUUGCCUGCAAGGAAGAUGGGAAGCCACUUGGUGCGGUAACUGCUGGUUCCAUGUCUUACGAUUCCCUGACAACCGACCACCACAACAAGCAGUUCCCAAGCCGAUGUGUCAGCGUCCGCUGCCAAGGUUACGAGACUUCCCUAGCUGAGUGUGUAAUCCACGACAAGAUCAGUAUCGGCAACGAAAGUGUUGCUACGGCAACCUGUUAUACGGCACCACAUGAACCGGAAGAGUGUGGCUUCCAAUGUGUCAACACAAAGUGUGUCUCUCUGAACCAGACCUGCGAUGGAGUUGAUGACUGUGGCGACCGCAGUGACGAGAUGUGCUGCAAAAAAUGCAGAAACGGCGGUUUCCACUGCAAGACGGGUGUUUGUGUGCAUCAAGAGGCGAUUGGUGACGGACAAAGGGACUGUCUGGAUGGAGAUGAUGAAUCAGAAAAACACGCCUUCAAAAAACCAGAAUUGAAGGCCAGACCACUACCAACCUUUGAGUACAUCUCUCCCAAAGACGAAACGAGGGCCGACAGAAAAUAUAUGGAGACCAACUUAUACUGCGGGAUUCCCAACUCCACCACGGUGGACGACGUGGCAGUGGAUAAACGACCACAGAACGGCCGCUACAAGAGGGUGGUGGGAGGAGUCCCAGCGAACCCGACUCAGAUCCAGUGGCAGAUUGCUCUGGUGGAGAACAGGAAGAUCGAUUGUGGAGGCGCUUAUAUCGGAGGAUGCUGGGUAAUCACUGCUGCUCACUGCGUCAGGCCCAACCCCUAUGCGUUCAAGGUGAAGUUUUCUGUCUGGAAGAAGUUUCGAGCUCAGAACACAACCGACAUCGUUCCCGUUGAAGACAUUCACAUCCACCCAAGGUACAACGCCCUCACCUAUGAGAACGACAUCGCUCUGGUGAAGCUGCAGAAGCUUCCAUUCCAGGAGAAAUGUCUGGUGGACAACCCGGCCGUCAGCGCCGUCUGUGUCCCCUGGUCCACCCAACUCUUUCAGCCCAACCACACCUGCAGCAUCUCUGGAUGGGGUCGAACCGCCGAUGGCAGAGCGGCUCAGGUGUUGCUGUGGGCCAAUGUGUCCCUCAUCGCCGACUGUCAGAACUUCUACAAAAAUCGCUUCAAGCCCGGCAUGAUGUGUGCGGGCGACCUGGACGGCAGCGUGGACUCCUGUCAGGGCGACAGUGGAGGGCCGCUGGUCUGCGAGGACGAAAUGGGAGUUUCCUACCUGUGGGGCGUCGUCAGCUGGGGAGAGAGGUGUGGUCAGCCAGGGUUCCCCGGAGUUUAUACACAGGUGGCUCAUUACUUUGAGUGGAUACGACGUCAUACAGGGUGGCCCGCCGUCACCAAGUUCAACUCCUGAUAAGGCGAACACACUCUUACAGAACACGUUGAAUUAAGACUCAAGCUAUCACAAACCUUAAAUAGCCUAUUAUUAGUUCACUGAUUUUAUUAGAAUCGUAUUGUGUUGCAUUGUGCUGUACAGUGUCGUACUAUAGUGUUUUCUGUACUGAUAUUAGGACACUAAAUGGACUGCAGACACAAAUUAGCUCUCGAGCUAACUCUGGCACAUUUACAUUGAGAUGGAAACUGAAAUGGGGAUUAAUGUGCACUGUCCCUGGUUAAUAAAUGAUAUAAAUGUAAAAAUUAAAUGAAAUAAAAUACUGCUUUGUUCAAUAGAA
Anoplopoma fimbria (sablefish) is the source of this 2467-nucleotide messenger RNA. It is a transcript of the gene cfi, whose product is annotated as complement factor I. Gene Ontology annotation, molecular function: protein binding; serine-type endopeptidase activity. The transcript has 16 exons. Gene Ontology annotation, biological process: proteolysis. Lineage: Eukaryota; Metazoa; Chordata; Actinopteri; Perciformes; Anoplopomatidae. The record is from RefSeq and is a predicted model, not a curated record. Bases 625 to 2148 code for a protein of 507 amino acids. Gene Ontology annotation, cellular component: membrane.